This is a messenger RNA of Neoarthrinium moseri, 219 nucleotides long. RefSeq lists its product as uncharacterized. NCBI's taxonomy places the organism in Eukaryota, Fungi, Ascomycota, Sordariomycetes, Amphisphaeriales, Apiosporaceae. The transcript has 2 exons. Bases 1 to 219 code for a protein of 72 amino acids. The record is from RefSeq and is a predicted model, not a curated record.
AUGGAAGCUUUUGACCGAAACUUCACCUUCUUCACCGUCCCUGCGGCCUUUGUUCUUCUUUUCAUACCAAAGCUCUACAGUUUCGCGCUCGGUGGCAGAUAUCUCAAUCCCGCGGACCCAAAGGCUUACCAGCCUUCCGUGCGGGACGCCGAUGAUCUGGAAUACAAAGCAAGCUGCCCCUCAACAACUACCUUUGACACCGAGAUGCUGACAGAAUGA